GCAGCCAGAGGCUUUGGAGAGGGUCAGUUUUGUUUGAAAACACUCCCUCUCUCAUGCUUUUGAGAGAGUAGCUUGAUGCAGAAAUGAAGGGUGUCUACUUCCCCUUUUGUUCAACGGGCCAAUAGCAGUCAGGCAAUGCGUUUUCCGCCGUUUGAUGUUUUAAAGAGCCAAAGAGUUUGUCACUCUGAAGGAUUUGAUCAGUCGACUCGCAGACACUUGAUUAAUGGAACUGAUCCCUUUCGGUAUGGGAGAUCCCCUUCGGUCCCCUCCCCGUUCACUCGCGGGCCUUGUUUUCCGUCUUUGGGACGUGCAGAACGAAUGACACAGAUGUUGUUGGAGGAGACAGUCCCCAUCCCUCUCCUCCUCUCCCGCACUCCCAGCAUGGGGCCUGAAACUUGUUUUUCAAUCAUUGUUUCCGCCAACUUCUUUCCCAAAAGAGAAAAGCGAGGCGAGAAAGAGGAGGGAGAGAGCGGAGGGAGCGCUAAAUAAAAGAGGGAGGGAAAGUAAAUACAAAGCAUUUGUGGAAUAUAAAGAAAAAACAUUCUUUAUAACAAUCUCUCGAUAAUUUAGGACUGUGGGGAGAAGGGUGGACCACAGUUGGGAUGGUGUAGCGGAGGGUGCAGGGCCAGAGGAGAGGAGAUUUAGGCUGAAGAUGCAGGUGUCUGCAUGGAUGUUGUGGGUGGCAUGGCUGUGUACUUGCAGCAAGGCGGUGCGCCAGUGCGCGUGCCCACCUGAUGAACAGGUGGCACAGAGGUCAGAGGGAAAAGGACACCUACGCCAUCGUCUGAUGCAUCAGCGAGCAUCACACAGAGACCGGGCCCAUCGCAGGAAAGGUUCCAGACUUGUUUCAGAAAUUAACCUACCUCGUAUUGUUCACCAUCCUUCCGAUGUGGUGGUCCGAGUGGGCAGCCCGGCCACAUUGUCGUGCAGGGCAGAGGGCAACCCUGAGCCCACCAUACAGUGGCUCAGAAAUGGCCAACCUCUUGACACGGACAAGAUGGAUGCGCAGUCACAGCCUAUCGUUCUACCAGAUGGAAGUUUGUUCUUCUUUAGUGUGGUCCCGGGCCGGAAGGGUCAGUCCCAUGAAGCGGUGUAUGCCUGCAUCGCUCACAACAGCAUUGGAAAUGCAACCAGCAGAAAUGCUUCUCUUCAUAUAGCAGCUUUGCGAGAGGAUUUUCGUGUGCAGCCUAGUGAUGUAGAAGUAGCGAUUGGAGAGAUGGCAACCAUUAACUGCAGUCCACCUGUAGGACACCCCGAACCCAAUGUCACCUGGAGGAAAGACGGGAUCCUUAUCAACAGCAGCAAUGAACACUACACUGAACUGAAAGGUAAACUAAUCAUUGCUCCAGCCCAGAAGAAUGACUCUGGAGUUUACAGCUGUAUAGCCUCAAACAUGAUUGGGGUUCGAGAGAGUCGAGCUGCUCGAUUGUCUGUAUUAGCAAAGCCAGUAUUGUUGCGUAAACCGGAGGAUGUGUCAGUUCAGCUUGGGGAGUCAGCACAGUUUUUUUGUGAGGCUGACGGAGACCCAAUGCCUUCUAUAGAGUGGAGCCGAGAACAAGGACCUCUACCUAACGGCAGAUAUUUGAUCAACCCAGAUCACAGUCUGCAGAUCCACUAUGUGACAGCUCAGGACAUGGGCAGAUACAGCUGCACAGUGGAAAAUAAGCUUGGGGUGUCUGUGGCCAGUGCACAGCUUCUUGUAGAAGAUGCAGGGGGCACUAGACUGAGAGACCUACACAAAGAGCUGUCAGCCUUGCGCGUGAGCCUGGAAAAUGUCACAGUCAUGAGCACAGCCUCCAACAUGUCUCAAGUUAUGUGGAAGUUGCAGUCAUUUGGUUCACAGCCUCAUUAUCUUGAAGGCUUUGAGGUGCUGUAUCGCUCUCUCCUGCCUGCCAGCUCAGACUGGACGGCUCAAAGGGUUCCUCAGCCUAGCCUUCACACCCAUGUUGGACCUCUGAAGAGAGGCUACAAGUAUGAGUUCAAAGUGCGGCCCUACGGCAGCAGCCUGUACGGCAGAGAGAGCAACACCAGACACUUACGAGUGCCAGAGAUUGUCCCCAGCGCUGCACCUCAGGAUGUGUCCAUAACAAUGCCUGCUGAGCGUAAUGACACUGUGCAUCUCAGCUGGGAGCCUCCACCUCAUGAUGCUCACAAUGGAAUCAUUCAGGGAUAUCAGGUGUGGUGUGUGGAGUCUGAAGAACAGACGUCUUUUAACUGGACAGUGGACAGUGGGACACACAGUAUUGAGAUCUUCACAUUGCUGCCCAGCAGGUUGUACUGGGUUACAGUGGCUGCUGUUAAUGGGGCAGGUGUAGGUGUCCAGAGCGACCCAUACAAACUGCUCAUAGAGUCGAGACUGGAGGCGACUCCAUAUCAGACAGGCAUACUCAGUAUGUCUCAUUUCGUUAGUGUGAUUAAAGAGCCGGUUUUCAUAGGCAGCGUUGGCACCCUCCUGUGGUGUGUUUUGAUGAUUACUGCCGUAUUUUUGUACAGGAGACAUAUCAGACCAGCCAACCCUAGUGGCAAAAGCUCAGGUUUAUAUAGACUGGAAAGUGAAGAUCUCAUCAUCAAACACAGAAUGGCGGCUCCAGACUCUCCUUGGAUCUCAGGCGGCUGGAGGCCAGGCUCCAACAGUGAGCCCAAGCAGGGCCUUUGGACACCAAGCCAGGAGAAUUCUGGCCUUCGAAGAACCACUCUGCCUAUUACGGUUAAAAAGGACCCCAACCCCCUGCGGUCAGCUGUCCCCAUCGUGCCAGACAAUUGUGGGGUCUACGGCACCUUUUAUGUGGAUCUAACCGGCAAUGGACUGAAGACGUUUAAUAGUCCCGGCCGCUGUCCCAGAAUGCCUCAUGGUAACUCUCAACUGCAAAACUCGGAGACCAUUCGCAUCACAGAGCCCAUAGUCAAAACCGCCGUUGUCAGGGAAUUGCAGGCAUUACCAUGGAAACGCACACUCCCUGCCCAGCCCAACAUGGGAGUCAAGAAGGAAUCAUGGGAGAAAAAUGUCAAGCGUGAGCUGCAUGCGGUGAAAAGCGCCCCACUGAUGCCUCUGAAUCAACAAGCUCUGGCAGUGUGCAGUGCACCGAACCAUCAGCAGAGAUUCAGUCAGCAUCCUGCAGGUGGCGUAUCGGAGCCAGUGAAGCCGCUGAGUUCUCCACGUAUCCUGCACUACUCUGCCUCUCUGCAGCUGGUGGACAUGUUACCCAGCCCUCCACCUCUUCCCAUGGAGGACAACCACAGCCUGAGCUCAGAGGACGAGUCUACCAGAUCCACCAAGCUAACAGUGGACAUUGGUUCUCAGCAGUCUGUAUGUGCUGCAUCUGGGCUCCAGGGUCCAGCUUCAGCCAAUACAGGCUGUCCAAACAACCACAGUCCAGCCCAGCUAAGCCCAUCCUAUAGCCAUCUGUCCACAGCCUCCUUCUGCCUCUCCACCGAUGACUACCAGGACACGACCCUCAGCACUCAGGGACACACUCAAUACAUGGAGAUCAGUCCCAAACCACAGGGACAGAGCACAUCCCAUCAGAGUACUCCAUCAAUGCCCCGUCCGUUCUCUCCUACACCCACGUUGGGCUAUAUCUGUGGGCCUGGGGACCGGGAGAUGGAUGAGGAGCAGGAGACAGUGCCGAUCGGCCUCAGGAGAGCCACUCUAAGGAGCACACCGUCCUCUUGCUGCAGCGAAUGGGAGGGUUCAUUGUGGAAUGGCUGGGGUUCGGUGUCUGAGAGCAACGUGACGAGCGCUCGCACCAGCAUCAUCAGCUCCUCGGACUGCUCCUUUAUAAAUGAUGCCAACUUCGCCCGCGUCCUGGCUUUGACUGCUGAAUCCAUGAGCGGUAAUUUAUCAGAUUUUUCCCCGCCUGCGUCCCCUCUGAGUGUCCUGUUCCCCCCGAGAGAGUGUUUUGGAGAGGUGGAGCCUUUGCCCGUGUGGGACUGGAGCACAGCAUGGGUGGAGGAGUUGGAGGCUCAGUUUAAAGCCUCCAGAGACCCCAGAAGACCUGCCCGAAACUCAGGCAUCGAACGCUGGAGAGGACAUCUGGAGAGCCCCUCGCACCGAUGAUCGACCCGCACACGCUUAAGGCUUGUUUAUGGACUACAUCUCCCUGUGUUCCUCAGGGCAACUGCCUUUACUUGUAGUUUCAACGGGUUUGGGUUAGUAGCAAGGUCAGUUAAAUCGAACACACUGCUGGAAGGUACAGUAUGUGCAGUGUACAGUACGCCACUUUCCAUACGGACAGUUGUACCACAGCAUAAUAAAGACUAUUGUAAAUAAAGCAGUUUUAUUUAAUAAGCCUCCACAUAAGCUUUUAUAAAAAAAUAAAUAAAUCAAUUACGCUUUUAUAUGACAGAGCUAUCUAAAGCAGUGGUCCCCAACCUUCUUAGGUCAAGACCUAACAAUUUUACAGCAGCCCGAGGGAUUCUACGUAGAUUGCUAGGACCAUCAACCAUUUUCUCAGAAGAUGACAAGCUGACCAAACAUUGCUGUAACUCUGAUACAAGUUUAAUUUAUGGAGAAAAUAAAAAGUACUGCAAUG
Messenger RNA from Danio rerio (zebrafish), 4532 nucleotides. The record is from RefSeq and is a predicted model, not a curated record. NCBI's taxonomy places the organism in Eukaryota, Metazoa, Chordata, Actinopteri, Cypriniformes, Danionidae.